Molecule: messenger RNA, 2953 nt
Organism: Nothobranchius furzeri (turquoise killifish)
Lineage: Eukaryota; Metazoa; Chordata; Actinopteri; Cyprinodontiformes; Nothobranchiidae
Gene: zdhhc18b
Product: zinc finger DHHC-type palmitoyltransferase 18b
Biological process (GO): protein targeting to membrane; peptidyl-L-cysteine S-palmitoylation
Cellular component (GO): endoplasmic reticulum; Golgi apparatus
Molecular function (GO): protein-cysteine S-palmitoyltransferase activity
Source: RefSeq, a predicted model, not a curated record
AAUGAUUUUUUCUGUAGUUCCGUGGGGACAACGCUUGCGUUGGCAGGUCAAAAUAAAGUCUAGUUUUUAAUGUUGCGCAAUACGAAUAAAACAAGGCGAUUGUGCUUUAUUUGGUUUCAUAUAUGUGGUAUCUGUAUUCAGAUUUAACGACAAACUGUGGUUAAAGUGUCUGAGUAAGCUAGGUAGUCAGCAUAGCGUCAGGUUCAGAUGCUAAAGAGCUCCACAGCUGUGGAGGUGGCGGAGCUAAGAUGCUAACCAUGGACAGACAGCGGAGCAUCGCUCGGAUUUGGAUUGGGCUUUCCUGAAAUAUAAAGAGGAGGGAUGGAACAUAAGACUCUCGAGACUCUGUGUUAUUUACGGAACGCCCACAGUAAAGGGAAAGCUCGUGUUCUGUGUGGGAUGACCACGAUCGUCAGCCUCAAACGACACGGCAUCCGGUGAUGCUGUCGGCGGUUGCCCUGACUGGGACAGAGCAGCCUCUCUCCUCCACAAAAUCAUGAAAAGCUGCGACUAUCAGCAAAUCGACCCGCAGGCACUCCGGACGCCCACCCCCCAGCCCCCGGCUCAUCACGGUGGAGGAACCGGCUCAGAGAAGCCAGAGCAGCCGAGGAGACCCAGGAGAAAAUGGGAAGUUUUCCCCGGGAAGAACCGCUUUUUCUGCGAUGGACGAGUCAUGCUGGCCCGUCAGAGCGGGGUCCUGCCCCUCACCCUGGGCCUCAUCCUCGUCACCAGUGUUUUAUUUUUUAUAUUUGAUUGUCCCUUCCUGGUCAAACACUUGACCACCUGUAUCCCAGCUAUUGGAGGGGUCCUUCUUGUGUUUGUGCUCAUCACUUUGCUCCAGACCAGUUUCACCGACCCUGGCAUCCUGCCUCGAGCGAUGCCGGACGAGGCCGCAGACAUCGAGAGACAGAUUGACAACUGUGGAAACGCCAGUUAUCGGCCUCCACCUCGCACCAAGGAAGUCCUCAUCAACCAGCAAGUGGUCAAGCUCAAGUACUGCUUUACCUGCAGGAUGUUUCGGCCACCACGCACCUCCCACUGCAGCCUGUGUGACAACUGUGUGGAGAGAUUCGACCACCAUUGCCCCUGGGUGGGAAACUGUGUGGGCAAACGCAACUACCGCUUCUUCUACACCUUCAUUGUGUCGCUCUCCUUUUUGACGGCGUUCAUCUUUGGCUGUGUGAUGACACAUCUGGCUCUGAGGGCUCAAGGUGGGAAAGGCCUGGUGUUUGCUCUUCAGGAAAGUCCUGGCAGUGCAGUGGAGCUGGUUAUAUGCUUUUUCUCAGUGUGGUCUAUCUUGGGCCUCUCAGGCUUCCAUACAUACCUGGUUGCCUCCAACCUGACCACUAAUGAAGACAUUAAAGGCUCGUGGUCCGGGAAGGGUGGAGAAGAUGUCACCAACCCAUACAGUCACAGGAACAUCUUUACCAACUGCUGUUCGGUGCUCUGUUCACCUUUCCCACCCAGCUUGAUUGACAGACGAGGUUUUCUUCCUGCAGACGUGCCGGCUCAGAGUAGCGGCGUGGCUGUUGAGCUGCUCGCUCCGGCUAGUAAAAAUGAGAAGAACAUGUGAACACAAGGAACUAAAGGGUGGAUGGAGUCCUCAGCUCAUCUUGUCCUCAGGGGAACCCUCAAAUAGCUCCUUCCUGCCCAAGCAACAAUCCCUGAACUCUGACCCUUCGCUGGAGCUCUCUCAGAGCUGCAGGGCCCACUGUAACAGGCAGACCUGUGGAAAUACCUCCUCUCUUGAUAGAACCAAAGCUCGCUUUCAUGAAUGCAAAUGAGCCACUUUGCUUAUUCACUACUGGACCCCAAUUUUUCUGUUCCUUUUCCGCCUCGGACUUGACUGCAGCUUGAGGCCAACGGCAGCCUGGAUGGAAAGCACACGAAAAGCUGGAAGUAAAAAAAAUGUAACAAGUCAAAAGUCUCUUUGGUGAAAAAUGAGUUUAACCUCCUUGUAAGAUUCACCAAAUAUCACGGAAAUAACGACUUUGUAAUUUAGAAACCUUUCUUUGAAGUGGGGAGCAGAAACGCUUCUUGUAAUGUGAAAUGAAAGCUUGAAUACAAACUUUUUGUCUCAUUAUGAUUCCUACUUCAGUGCACGUUUUAGUCAUGUUUUCUUACAAAGAAACAGGAUUUGUUCUCAAUCUUAAGAAGAAUUAGAGAUUUUUUUCCCUUCAUGUUCUGCACAUUCUGGAUAAUUGAUAGAACCAUUUCACCUGGCUGUUUGUUUUUAAAGAUCUCUUUGAUCCCAUAAGCAGCAUGCAACUGAUUUACACUCUUCAUCUUUCCACUUUAAAGCAGUCACUGUUGGUUUAAAUGCUGAUCUGAUUUUGUUGGUUGAUGUUGAUCCACAGUCGAAGAGAAUGCACAAUGUGAAUUUUGAGUGGGUUUUCCCUUUAAGCUUGCAUUACCAGUUAAAUGUGUUUUAUUUGUAUUUGUGAACAAUAUGAAGUUUUAUUGUUACAAUGCAGAAUGCAAAUGCAUGACAAAGACUAAAGAUGUAUUUUUUAUGAUGACAUUUCAUCUUUUGUUCUCCAUGUUGCGCCUUUUCAAAGACCUGUGCUUGUUUGUAGAGGUGAAUCAGAACAUUCAGUUAUUCUCAUGCCUUUAUUCCUAAAAUGUGUCUGAGCAAAGGGGUUCAUUCUCAGGUUGACAGUUUGGUAUUAAGUAUGCAAGUCUAAUUCCGUGCAUGAUGCCAAUAGCUGCACAAAAAUGCAAAGACCCAUCGAUCUUCCUGCACAUGCACUCUGCCAGUAGUGCACAUAAACGUCUCACUUUUGUGGCAUUAGUUGAUUCAAAGCUUCAUAACACCUCCGGUGACUUCAGAGAGUGAAUCCAAGCAAUGGAUCCACGUGUAAAAAUGUGCUGUUCAUUACUUUUAUGACCUGUUGGCCCCUUUCAGCCGAUUUUCCUGUCAAAAAUAAUAAAAAACAAAAAGAAAGCACUCAAA